GAAGGUGGCAGACAGAACGAGUCCUCAGCGAAGAGUUGCAGAUCUCUACACUUGAAGAUCUCUGUUUAAUCCUCAAUCARGAUGCCCGUGCAGUUCUCUGGCUGGGAGGUGGUCGAUGACGGUGCUUCCUUUCCUGGUGUGCUGCUGAAUGCAGGUCAGAGCCCUCAGGACCAGGGCGUUUACACUAUGUACCACGGGACCAGCGUUGCCAMUGCAAGGCUCAUCAUUGCCAAUGGUUUCAGACGGUCGCUUACUGGCAUGCUGGGAGAGGYCGUGUAUGUCAGCCGUAGUAUGUUAAAGGCAUCCAGUUAUCCUAAGUAUAGCAASAAAUCAGASCGUGUGGUCCUUGAGGUUCGUGUGCGCGUUGYCCGUMUCAAGCGCAUUGAUAAGGACGACCACCCUCUGCYGUAUACCUGGAGCACAAYUGGCUACAACACCGCCUGGGUACCCCCUAAUUGUGGCAUGCAGUCUGUGCCCAGCGGACUAGAGGAYGWUUGCGUGUAUGACCCCAAUAGAGUGAAGGUGGUGUGCAUCGCAAAGGCCCCGAGCGCCGCCAUCGAGAGGGAGCUUCAACAGCUCGUGGCGAGAUCCACUAGCGGAGGUGGCGGCAGUGCUCCGGACGGGUGCCCACUGUGUAAGAGGAUGACCCAGCAGGGAUCUCCACACAUCAAGCAGCAGUGCUGGAAGUGUGGGGAAAAAAUCUGCAUUCUCAUGUCCAAGCAUUUCUGUCCAUCUUAAAGGUCCAGUGUGUAAGAUUUAGGUGAAAAUAAACUAUUG
This is a messenger RNA of Paralichthys olivaceus (Japanese flounder), 777 nucleotides long. The record is from RefSeq and is a predicted model, not a curated record. NCBI's taxonomy places the organism in Eukaryota, Metazoa, Chordata, Actinopteri, Pleuronectiformes, Paralichthyidae.